UCUCUCUCUCUCUCUAGCUCUCCUUGAGGCCAAUGUUUUUGCUCUGAGUCCUCAGACCCCGAGUCUCUCCCUCAGCAGCAGUUCUUCCUUCUGCCCAGCUGAGGGGCUCUAGCUCAGCCCCAGUCCCCCAACUGUUUGUAGCCUCUGCGCUAUGGCUCUGUUGGCCGGCGUGAUCCGUCGCCUGGACGAGGCCGUAGUCAACCGCAUUGCCGCCGGAGAGGUCAUCCAGAGGCCUGCCAAUGCUAUUAAGGAGAUGCUGGAGAACUGUUUGGAUGCCAAAGCCACCAGUAUUCAAGUGACAGUUAAGGAUGGUGGCUUGAAACUAAUCCAGAUCCAAGAUAAUGGUUGUGGAAUUAGGAAGGAAGACUUGGAUAUUGUGUGUGAGCGAUUCACUACAAGUAAACUGCAGACUUUUGAAGAUCUAGCCAGUAUUUCUACAUAUGGGUUUAGAGGUGAGGCACUGGCUAGCAUCAGUCAUGUUGCUCAUGUCACUAUAACAUCUAAAACUGCUGAUGGAAAGUGUGCUUUCAGGGCAAACUAUUCUGAUGGAAAAUUGAAAUCUUCCCCUAAACCUUGUGCUGGAAACCAGGGAACACAGAUCACAGUUGAGGAUCUAUUUUACAAUAUAGCCACUAGAAGAAAAGCUUUAAAAAAUCCUAGUGAAGAAUAUGCAAAAAUACUGGAUAUUGUUAGCAGGUAUGCUGUUCACAACUCUGGUGUCAGUUUUUCUGUUAAAAAGCAAGGUGAAACAUUAGCAGAUGUCAGGACAUUGUCAAAUGCUACAACUGUUGACAACAUUCGAUCCAUCUUUGGAAAUGCUGUUAGCAGAGAGUUGAUUGAAGUGGGCUGUGAAGAUGAAACACUGGCUUUUAAAAUGAAAGGUUAUGUAACCAAUGCAAACUAUUCAGUGAAGAAAUGUAUCUUUCUGCUUUUCAUAAAUCAUCGACUGGUUGAAUCAAUUGCUUUGCGAAAAGCAAUAGAAACUGUGUAUGCUGCUUACUUACCCAAAAACACACAUCCAUUUUUAUACAUAAGCCUUGAAAUAGCCCCUCAGAAUGUAGAUGUGAAUGUGCAUCCCACAAAGCAUGAAGUUCAUUUUCUUCAUGAAGACAGCAUCUUAGAGCGUGUACAGCAACACAUAGAGAGCAAAUUGUUGGGCUCCAACUCAUCCAGGAUGUAUUUCACACAGACAUUGCUACCAGGUAUUACUGCCUCUUCCACUGAUACAGUUAAGACAGCAAAUUCAUCAGUUGGUCAAGGAGGAGACAAGGUAUAUGCCCAUCAGAUGGUUCGAACUGAUUCUCGAGCCCAGAAGCUAGAUGCUUUUCUUCAGCCACUUCAUAAACCUGAGACUUCUGGGCUUGCUGCAGUGGCACCUGAAGACAGCCCCAAGAAUCAGAGUUGUAAGGCAACCAUACUACAAGACGUUGAGAUGGAAGAAUGCACUGACUUGAAUUUAGCAGCAGAAGCUGAGGAGAUACCUGAAAGGUCAAUGGAAAGCCAACCAAGACCUCUUGAAGCUUCGCCUGCAAGAAAGAGACAGCGGACAGAUGGUGAUGUGGAAAUGGAGGAAGAUGUGAGGCAGGAUAUGACUGCUGCUUGCACUCCAAGAAGGAGAAUUAUUAACUUAACCAGUGUUCUGACCCUUCAAGAGGAAAUUAGUAACGCGGCCCAUGCAAGUCUUCAAGAAAUGCUGCGUGAGCAUUCGUUUGUUGGGUGUGUUAACCCUCAGUGGGCAUUGGUGCAGUAUAAGACAAAAUUGUACCUUCUCAAUACCACAAAACUCAGUCAAGAAAUGUUCUACCAGAUCCUUAUUUAUGACUUUGGGAACUUGGGAGUUUUAAGAUUGUCAGAACCAGCCCCCCUCUAUGAUCUAGCCAUGCUAGCCUUGGAGAAUGCUGAAAGUGGCUGGACAGAAGAUGAUGGUCCAAAGGAAGGCCUUGCUGAAUACAUUGCCGACUUUCUAACAAAGAAAAAUGAAAUGCUGAAAGAUUAUUUCUCCCUUGAAAUUGAUGAGAAAGGAAAUCUAACAGGACUGCCACUUUUGAUUGAUAAUUACGUUCCUCCAUUGGAAGGUCUACCUAUGUUUGUCCUUCGUUUGGCCACAGAGGUUAACUGGGAUGAAGAAAAAGAAUGUUUUGAAAGCCUUAGUAAAGAGUGUGCCAUGUUCUACUCUAUUAGAAAACAGUAUAUAAUGGAAGACUCUGAUCUUACUACAAAUCAGGCUGAAGACUCUGCCGCAGCUACAAGACCAUGGAAAUGGACAGUGGAACAUGUACUUUAUAAAGCUUUUAGGACCCAUCUUUUGCCACCUAAAAAUUUCACAGAAAAUGGCAACAUUUUGCAGCUUGCUAAUCUACCAGAUUUGUACAAAGUAUUUGAGAGGUGCUGAACACACAUGCGUGAACUAAUGUCCAUAGUUGUUAACAGUUUUACUACCACUGCUUGAAAACUUAAUACAGCAUUAAAGUGAAUUUAAGACUAAUUGCCUUGUAAAAGUGACUACUUUGGAUCAGAAACCAGUGGAAGUGUUCGUUACUCAGCUUUCUAAGAUGACUAGCAAACUUUCAAAUUGAAUUUGUAAUAGAAAAACAUUAGGGCCCUACAGCCAAAGUGUUAAUAAAAUUGUAUAUUAGUAUAUCAUGUGUUUGAAGGAAACGAUAGCACAACUACAAUAUAUAAAAAUGCAAAAGCUCAGCCAAUAGGGAUGGAUAGAGAGAGAAUACUGUCAACACUGUGGCCUGGGAAUAUCACUGUGUGUAAAGAGAGGCACUAUCAUUUUAAAAACUAGAUUUACUUACACAGAAGAUGGGCAAUGGUAAUUAUUCAUCCAGGAAAUUUUUCAUGCUUCCAGGAAUCUUCCAAAAUAUAAGCUUGUGAAUUAAUCUAUACAAGGCAAUAGAACUUUAACUACUGCUUUCAUAUCUCAGGUGUAGGCUCAGGAACUUCUGUAAAGAAGAAUUGGCUACUAAGCUAUAUCCAGCAACACUAAUGUAAAUUGUAAUUUCAAUCACUUGAGGGAUUAUAAACUGUCAAAAUAACGUUUUCCAAAAGGAAACUGGGAACCUUCAGUCUUAAAUUCCACUGAGUGAGUGCUGUGUCCCAUUCUUCCUUCAAGGAACUGCCAGUUCUGUAGCCAAUGGCAAGAGAAAUGGGAUCACUGUCCUAGGACAGCAACCUCAUUUCUCUUUCCUUAACAGACAUUACAUGAUCAUCCCCCCCCCCCACACACACACACUUGUAAUGGCCUUGGCAGUGCACCCCGGGAUCGGACAGUUGCCAUAGGGUGGUGUGUUUGAAUGCUGUACUGGAAAUUCUUAGAAUUCAUAGACAUGUUAGUCUGAAAAGGAAAAUCAGUGUGCAAAGGGAUCUUGUAACAUCUUUGAUACUACAGUGGGCCCUCUAUGUUCACUGGGGUUAAAAGAACACCUUUCUAGGAAUCUCCAGAUCUUCCAGUGCAAACCUAUGGUCAACAUCUGGCAGAAGCUGACUAUAGAAUCCCACUGGAUGACCUACAAAUGCGCAGAGAAGUGUUUCACUAGGAAUCCCUAAGACCGGUCUUCCAGCAUGACUUUAUGGUCAACUUCUGGCAGAGGAGGACUGGAGGACCUAGAUUUCUAGAAAGAACUUA
This is a messenger RNA of Sceloporus undulatus (fence lizard), 3631 nucleotides long. It is a transcript of the gene MLH1, whose product is annotated as mutL homolog 1. Gene Ontology annotation, biological process: mismatch repair. Gene Ontology annotation, cellular component: MutLalpha complex. Bases 152 to 2392 code for a protein of 746 amino acids. The transcript has 19 exons. NCBI's taxonomy places the organism in Eukaryota, Metazoa, Chordata, Lepidosauria, Squamata, Phrynosomatidae. Gene Ontology annotation, molecular function: ATP-dependent DNA damage sensor activity; ATP binding; mismatched DNA binding. The record is from RefSeq and is a predicted model, not a curated record.